Molecule: messenger RNA, 517 nt
Organism: Microstroma glucosiphilum
Lineage: Eukaryota; Fungi; Basidiomycota; Exobasidiomycetes; Microstromatales; Microstromataceae
Product: glutaredoxin
Exons: 4
Coding region: 118-435 (105 amino acids)
Biological process (GO): cellular response to oxidative stress
Cellular component (GO): nucleus; cytoplasm
Molecular function (GO): glutathione disulfide oxidoreductase activity
Source: RefSeq, a predicted model, not a curated record
CUAUUCCCAACUACUCCACUCACCUCGUACCGGUAUUCUCCCUCCCCCCACCAUUCGCACAUCAUAGGCGUCUUUGCUUCCAAACCAGAGUUCGGUCAGCUCCCAGAAGAUAGAAAGAUGGCCGCCAAGCAAUUUGCAGAGUUCCCGCAACAGAAACUCAUCAGCGAGAAGCUGGUAGCAGUCUUCAGCAAGAGCUACUGCCCUUACUGCCGUCAGGCCAAGGGCGUCAUUGCCAACCUGGGCUUGCCAGAAAGCAAGGUCGGCAUCGUCGAGCUGGACCAUGAGAGCGAGGGCUCUGACAUUCAGGCCUAUCUCGCCGACAAGACCGGACAGCGCACAGUGCCCAACAUCUUCAUCAAUGGCAAGCACCUGGGUGGAUGCUCCGACAUUCUCCAGGCCGAGCAGUCUGGCGAGCUCAAGAAGCUCGUCGCUUAGAUUGACGGAGAAAUAUGAAGGUGGCGGCUAACUAUAAGAGAAGCUCAUCGUUUCGUUAGUAAUAUGAGAUUGAUAAUGCUCA